Molecule: messenger RNA, 603 nt
Organism: Lolium rigidum
Lineage: Eukaryota; Viridiplantae; Streptophyta; Magnoliopsida; Poales; Poaceae
Exons: 6
Coding region: 62-382 (106 amino acids)
Source: RefSeq, a predicted model, not a curated record
GCUAAGGCGUAGGCGGGGCCCAACACCGGCGAGGGGCGGCGGCGGCGGUGUGCUCGUCGCCAUGGACGAGCAGGAGUUCCGGAGCAUGCUCGAUCUCUUCCCCGUCGUCCGAUCCCGCGACUACUGCAAGGCUGAAUUGGAAUCAUCAAGCAAAGGCACUGCACAGCAAGCACAAGCUCAGGCGACAAAAGGAACAAACAAGGAGCCAUCUGCUGCAGAAGAUGUCUUCCUCAGAAAAUUGAAGAUGGCUGCUGCGAAAAAGGUUGGAGCAACAAAGGCAGAAUUGUUCUGCAAGACAUUUGAAGAAGCCCACAACAAACUUGUUUACAAAGAACUGAAUCUGGAUGCGGCUCAAAGAUUCCUGAAUGUCUACAAGAACUGAUGAUGAACUAUUGCGUAUAUUGCUGAGCAUUCAACAAGUGCCAAUUGACCUGCUUUUAUCAUCGGAAACUGCUGGUGAUGUUAGGAUUUCUGAUUUGCUUUUCUGGUUCUCAUCUUGUGUGAAUGUGAUAGAGAAAUCCAUUGUUGAUUAGCUGCCUUUCUCUGAUGUACUGUCUUGUCUUGACACAUACAAUGGGAAAUCAAAUGCAAUCUUUCCUGCAA